AUGGAACAAGAGCAAAAACUACUGGUCUCAGAUUCUAGUGGCUUCACAAAGAAGGAGAGUUUGAACAGCACUUUUACAGGAGAUGAAAGUAAGAAUAAUUUUAAAACUGUUGAAUGCAGUAACUCCAAGGCAGAUAAAGAGGGAGCCUCAAAAUGGUCUAGAAGUGAUGACCCAGAAAAUUAUAAGGAUGAAGACACAAAAGAAAUACUAUUGACAGGGUCCCAAGGAGAUAAAACUGAAUGUGAUGAUUCCUGUGAGAAUGAUAGCAACUUGGAGAAUCAGGGAAAUUGUACAGAAAAAGAGGAGGAACAAUGCAAUCACUGGGGAUGGAACCCAGGAGAACAUACUGGGUCUGCUGACCCAUCAUUUGGGGACAAACCCCACAAAUGUUCUGAAUGUUGGAAAAGCUUCAGUAAUAGUUCUCAUCUUCGAACUCACCAGAGGACCCACUCAGGAGAAAAACCUUACAGAUGUUCUGAGUGUGGGAAGUGCUUUAGUAACAGCUCUCACUUGAUUCAGCACCUGAGAACACACACAGGCGAGAAGCCCUACCAAUGUGGUGAAUGUGGGAAAACCUUCAGCAACACCUCCCAUCUUAUUAUCCAUGAACGAACUCACACGGGAGAGAAACCCUAUAAAUGUCCCGAGUGUGCAAAGAGUUUCAGCAGUAGCUCUCACCUUAUUCAGCAUCACCGAUCACAUACAGGUGAAAAACCAUAUGAAUGUCCAGUUUGUGGGAAAUGCUUCAGCCAUAGUUAUGUGCUUGUAGAACAUCAGAGGACCCACACUGGAGAAAAACCUUAUAAGUGCCCUGACUGUGGGAAGAGUUUUAGUCAGAGCUCUAGUCUGAUUCGCCACCAGCGGACACACACUGGUGAGAAGCCCUACAAAUGUCCUGAGUGUGGAAAAAGCUUUGGUUGUAAUUCUACUCUAAUCAAGCAUCAGAGAAUACAUACAGGAGAAAAACCCUAUCAGUGUAUAGAAUGUGGGAAGAAUUUCAGUCGAAGUUCAAACCUGGUUACACAUCAGAAAAUGCACACAGAUGACAAAACCUAUCAAAGUUCUGAAUAUGAAGAAAGUUUGAGUCAGAACUAUAGGCUGAUAGAAGAAUGCAGAAUUCAGCCAGGAGAGAAGCCAUAUAAAUGUUGUCAGUGUGGAAAGAGUUUUGGCCUCAGCUCUCAUCUCAUAAGACAUCAAAGAACACAUACAGGAGAAAAACCUUACAGAUGUUCUGAGUGUUGGAAAACUUUUAGUCAGAGUUCCACCCUGGUGAUUCACCAAAGGACACACACGGGAGAGAAACCUUACAAAUGUCCUGACUGUGGUGAGUGCUUCAGUCAGAGCUUUAACCUUAUCAGGCACCGGAGGACCCACAUGGGAGAAAAACCUUACAAAUGCAGUGACUGUGAGAAAUGCUUCAGCCGAAGUGCCUACCUCAGUCAGCAUCGGAAAAUUCAUGUAGGAAAAUCUUUCGAGUCUCCUGAAGGGGAAGAUUUUCCUCAUGGAUGGACUUGGAAAAACUAUUCUGGGGAAAUAGCACUCAUCCCUUCACUUUCAAUACCAAGUUCACCUCCUUCCUGA
This is a messenger RNA of Rangifer tarandus platyrhynchus (Svalbard reindeer), 1581 nucleotides long. The record is from the annotation of a GenBank genome assembly. NCBI's taxonomy places the organism in Eukaryota, Metazoa, Chordata, Mammalia, Artiodactyla, Cervidae.